UAAAAAGAAAAAAAAAAAAAAACUGAAACAGUUAACCCCUAUAUUUAAUACAUGAAACAAAUUCUAUAUGAUGAUUCUAAGAAUGUAAAAGAGAUGAAAAUAGCUCUAAGAUUUAUGGUCAACUUGAAUGGUAAGGACAAGGAUACUGUUUGUAUGGAAAUAGCGAAUGCUACACUUUCCAUUAUGAAAAUACAUAAAGAUAAUGAUAGGCUUCUUAUAGAAUCAAAGGAUGUACUAGACAGCCUAAUCUACAAUACUCUGAACAUUCAAAGUAUAAAUGAUAUCAGUGGAAUUGCUUUGCAUGUUGUGGUGUUGGAUCAGUAAAGAAAAUCAAUACAGAAGAAGACUAUGUGAAAAAUUGUUAUAUAUGUGUAUACAUAUUUUUAUUUUAGAAUUAAAUCUGAC
Molecule: messenger RNA, 405 nt
Organism: Cokeromyces recurvatus
Lineage: Eukaryota; Fungi; Mucoromycota; Mucoromycetes; Mucorales; Mucoraceae
Exons: 2
Coding region: 52-324 (90 amino acids)
Source: RefSeq, a predicted model, not a curated record